Molecule: messenger RNA, 3328 nt
Organism: Diceros bicornis minor
Lineage: Eukaryota; Metazoa; Chordata; Mammalia; Perissodactyla; Rhinocerotidae
Gene: SLC16A5
Product: solute carrier family 16 member 5
Exons: 5
Coding region: 1056-2681 (541 amino acids)
Biological process (GO): monocarboxylic acid transport; transmembrane transport
Cellular component (GO): membrane
Molecular function (GO): monocarboxylic acid transmembrane transporter activity
Source: RefSeq, a predicted model, not a curated record
AUCCAGAAAAGUCUUCUUGUCCCGUUCCUGGGCUGCCCCGGCCUAGGAUGACUGGGGACCCCCACGUCUGACGGGGGCUCUCCAGAGCGACUCCCUGCGCUCCACGGCCUGGGGGGUUGGGGAGGCAGGGGCACCACCCAACCUGAAAUCUCCACGCCGGCGCCGUCUGGGAGCCCCACCCAGAGGAGAUCCGUCCUGGGGAGGGUGGGAAAGCCUACUAGAAACCAGAUCCAGGACGGCAGGGAUGGGGCCAGGCUAAGAAGAGGUUGUGAAGUCCCUGUUGCCAGUCCCAUCCCCUUUCCAGGCUGUGGUCUGCCCACCUGCGCAGGGAAUGUGGGGGCACAUUUGGGGGCAGAGAAGGGAGGAUGGUGACUUGCCCCAGCUCACCGACCUCUGGAACCACUUCCUUCCUUCUGGGGCCCCUGCCACGUGCAGGGGUUGAGGGCUUCUCAGCCAGAAGCCCAAGCCAGCUCUUGCUGCUCAGGGCUACUGCUACCCACAGUGUCCUGGGCUCCAGGUGGGGAAUCUUGCCUGAUAUGGGGUAUGGGGAGGGAGGGAGGUCUCCAGAGCCUGCCUGAGGCUGCCCAUUCUUUCCCUGCCCUGGGGUUGGUGGUUCCUCCUUUUCCUCUCACUGGUUCCCCCACCGUGGGAGAGGAGGUGGCUCCUCCACUCUUGACACCAACCCCCUGACCCCAACCCCUGCAUGAGAGCAUCGGCUCACCCUUGUGACCAUACCUGCAAGCUCAGAGGGGCAAGAAAAGGAUUCUGAGGCCCUAGCAAGGGCUCUAUCAUUAGAUGGGAAGCCCUAAAAACAGACUGGGGGCUGUGUGAAGGGAGGACGAGAAAUGUCAUCUGAACUUGUGCCCUGCCCACAAACCCAGCUUCAUGCCAUUCGGGCUGGAAGAUGGUCUCAUUCUGGGCUGGGCGGCCCUGAGAGCUGGGGUCGGCACUUCCUGUGGAAAGCUGCUCACCUCCAGUCCCAGGAAGUGAGUGAAGUGUCUCCAGCCAGAUCUCCCUCCUUGCCCCAACCACAUGCCAGGCAGUGAUCAUGACUCAUGGUUCCCAGUAUAAAGGAAAGACCACUUCCCUGCUGGGACAGAGGUGGAGCCAGAGUCCCCAGCCCCAUCUCUUUCUGCCCCGCUGAGUCUCUGGAAUGGACCUGCCUGCCAGGAAGCCGGGUCGCCCUUGGUCCUGGGCUUGCCUGCCCCCUGGGGAACACAGCCCAGGCAGUGGUAGCAGUGGCGGUGAGGCCGUGGCAGCAGCAUUCGGUACAGAGGAUGUCCCAGGCCCUGGAGCGCCCGGAGGGCUGCUGGGCCUGGGUGGUACUGCUGGCUUCCCUGGUGAUCCACGGCCUCACCCUGGGCUUCCCCACAUGCAUCGGCAUCUUCUUCACCGACCUGCAGCGUGACUUUCAGGCCAGCAACAGCGAGACCUCCUGGUUCCCCUCCAUCCAGACAGCCAUGCUCCACGCUGGGGGACCACUGUGCAGCAUCCUGGUGGGAUGCUUUGGCUGCAGAGUGACGGUGAUGCUGGGGGGCCUGCUGGCGUGCCUGGGCAUGGUGGCCAGCUCCUUCUGCCGCACACUCGGCCAGCUCUACCUCACAGCAGGAUUCAUCACAGGCCUGGGCAUGAGCUUCAGCUUCCAGUCGAGCAUCACCGUGCUGGGCUUCUACUUUACCCACCGGCGGGCACUGGCCAACGCGCUGGCCUCGAUGGGCGUCUCGCUGGGCAUCACACUCUGGCCACUCCUCUCCCGCUACCUCCUGGAGGAGCUGGGCUGGAGGGGCACCUUCCUUGUCUUCGGUGGGGUCUUUCUCCACUGCUGUGUCUCCGGGGCAAUCAUGAGGCCUGUGGCCACCAGCAUGGCCCCUGAGACCAGAAAAGGCCUCCCUCCACCUUCCAAGACACCUGCGCCCGGCUGCCCGGCAGCGUGUAGCCGGGCCAUACAGCGCCACCUGGCCUUCGACAUCUUGCGGCACAACACAGGCUACCGUGUGUACACGCUAGGUGUCGUGUGGAUGAUCGUGGGUUUCCCGCUGCCGCAUAUCUUCCUGGUGCCAUACGCCAUACGGCAUGGGGUGGACGAGCACCGGGCAGCCCUGCUCAUCUCCAUCAUCGGCUUUAGCAACAUCUUUCUACGGCCCAUGGCUGGGCUGAUGGCAGGCCGGCGGGACUUUGCUGGCCACCGCAAGUACCUGUUCAGCCUGGCAGCCCUGCUCAACGGGCUCACCAACCUGGUGUGCACAGUGUCGGCUGACUUCCGGGUGCUGGUGGGCUACUGCCUGGUGUACAGCGUGUCCAUGAGUGGCAUUGGUGCCCUCCUCUUCCAGGUCCUCAUGGACAUUGUCCCCAUGGAUCAGUUCUCCAGGGCCCUGGGCCUCUUCACUGUCCUGGAGAGCAUCUCCAUCCUCAUCGCCCCACCACUGGCUGGGUUCUUCCUGGACAUCUCUGACAACAACUUCAGCUAUGUUUUCUACAUGUCAAGCUUCUUCCUCAUCUCAGGCGCCCUCUUCAUGGGUGGUAGCUUCUGUGCCCUGCGGAAGAAAGAGAGGCAGGGCAGGCAGGCCGAGGGGGAAGGAGCCAUCACGGAGGCUGCGCUGGAGCAGACCCUCACCGUGGAAGGCACAGAUGGUUCCAAGAAGCAGGUGUACACUGAAAUCAUGUAUGUGACCAGCCUCUGAGCCCUGGGAUCACAUGUGUGACCAGCAUCUGAGCCCUGAGGUCAGUGAGUGACCACUGCCUCAGCCCAGGAAUGGGAUGUCCAGCUGCCUUGCCAGGAGCUGGGGUGAGAGCUGCCCCCAGGAAGCCUGAACCAAAGGCGAUCCAGGCUUUGCACGUUGGGACUCAGCCAGGAGCUGGAACCUUGGAGGCUGGCCUCCGAAGACUCAGGGUUCCUUGCAACUAGCAGAAUCCAGGAGCGGGUCCUCCUGAGUUUUAUCCUUGGUACCAGAGUACCUGGGGCCCAGGAAGUUGGGGCUGAGCCCUGCUCCCGUCUGUCAUGGCCAGGUCAGCUCAGCUGGCUGCCCACUACUGCUGCUACAGCUCAACACACUGGACCUCCUAGUCCAGCCCGGAUGCCUCUGAUGUGAUCUCUUUGUCCUUCUCCGGCCUCCAGACAGUUCCAAAGAACUCACCCGUCCUCUGAGGCCCUUCUGUCCCCCUCUUCCCAAGCGACCCGGCCCUUGCCCUUAGAACUGCCUCCAGAACAGGUUGCUGUGCCCCACGUUGACUGGAACCUUGGGAAGAAGGGCCUUGUGAAAGAAGGAGUUGUGGCCUGCAGCGGUGGAGGGCCAGGCUAGGGUUUGGACAGAUUAAAUCUUUGGGUAGA